AUGGUGCGCGUCCAUCGCAGGCUGCUCCGCUUCACGCUGAGCGCCCUCGCGUCUCGUGUCUGUGUGUCUUGUGUCGGCAAGCGGCCCCUGUGUGCACCCAAGCAGACGCGCAGACGCUCGGGCGCGCAGAGCCUGAGCCAGCGGGAACCCAGACCGCGUCUGAGAGCAGGGAAAUCACACAGUUACAAGGACAGGAAGAAUAGUCAAUGGAAGAGCAUCAACAGUGGAGCGACGAGCACCCCAGACGUCUCAGUGGCCACCUCUGCCAGAACAUAUCAAGUCCGGUUGAAAAAGCCAGCCUCAAAAGUCUGCCAACACCCUUUCCCCUUCCUCGCCUCCCCGUCCCAUUCCUGCGAAGCGAAGCGGCGGCGGCAGCAGCAGUACCCCUGCACCCAGCGCCAUCAGCAAUGCCAACAGGGCCCGAGUGCUCAGCCUCAGCCUGCCCCGCGCCCAGCCUCGCUCCUCGCUCCUCCUUCGGCAAUCUCGGCCAGGCCUCGCAGCAAUCGAAAAGGGGGGAAAGGGGGUGCAGCCUCGUCGCGAUCCACACCACACCACCCCGCUGCCACCCUGGGAACUCAAGUGCAGCUCACCUCCAUCCAUCCAGGGGUCGCGAUCACUAGCAAGGGGGCUCCACUGAAUCACCAAGCUGCCAACAGCCACCUCUCAGGUUUGGAUCACACUGGCUUGGAUUCCCAGUAUGAAAAUUCUCCUUGGAGUUCUGGCAGCGACUCGAACAGCAACUGGGGAAAAGUCAUUGUAGAGGGUUGUGACAAGGGACAGUGGCCCUCCAUCACUGGCAGUGACCCAGAGUUAGCCUCAGAAUGUAUGGACGCUGACUCUGCCUCCAGCUCCGGGUCGGAGAAAAACCUUAGUAUAAUGGCUUCUGGGAACACUGGCAGCGACAGCAACGGCAAUAGACAAGGCAGCAAUGGUCAGAGCUCCCCAUUUAUGGUUGCAAAUGGCAGCAAUAACGUUGGCAAUGGGAGUGUCAAGGGGCCUUGGGGCGUUUCCAAUGGCCCGAUGCUAAGCACAUGCCAAGGCUCAGGAGAGAACCCUGGUGGCAAGCUGGCUGAAAACAGCCAUGGCAAAUUAAAUGCAUGGGGUACCCAAGGUCCCUCAACCAAUGGAGGUAUAAAUCCAAGCACUUUGAACCCAAAUGCCAACCAUGGUGCCUGGCCUGUUCUGCAGAACACUGGGCCUAACCCCCUCGGGAAUGGUGGCACCAACACACAACGAAGCACCGUAGGUCAAAUGCCCAGCCUUCAGAGUAGUAUUAACUCUCCGAUGUCCUGGGGGACCCUGCAGGACGGCAUGGCCGAGUCCGACGUCAGCGGUACAAGCAAGCUUCCAAGUGGGCAGCCUCAAAACCUUAACACUGAAAUGAAUGGACCAAAUAACACUACUAACACGUUGACCUCUAGUUUACCAAACUCUACAGGUUCAGUGCAGAUGAGCGAGCAGUCCGCAGGGCACCGAGCCUGGUCUGUGAGCUCAGGGGGCUCCCCGCAGCUCCCCAUGCCCUCUCCCGUCUCCAACGGCACUUCCAUUUCUCAGCAGCAGCAGCAGCAGCAGCAGCAGCAUGGCAACGGCGGCGAAGGAACGAACGGCGGGUCGUACGGUACGUCGUGGGGCGCUCCGCCCGGCACUACUUAUUCCGGAGACAAAUGCCCCGCGCCCAAAGGCCCCGCCGCGGGCGACACUGUGAACGCAACUCUAAUGCAGCCGGGGGCCAACGGCUCGGUCUCCGCCAACACCAAUGCUCCCUUCAAGAAUAAUAUCGGCAGCAACGGGCUAGCCAGCCGCGGAGGAGGCUGGGAUUCGGCCCCCGCCGCCGGCCAGCAACAAGAUGUCUCCGCCUGGGGGACGGGUAAUAACGGCAUGGGCUCCGCCAGCAUCCCCAGGCCCUGGGGCAGCGUGUCUUCGUCCUCCUCCUCUUCCUCCUCCUCCUCUUCUUCAAACACUGGCACUAAGGUCUCCAACGGGGAGUGGAACCCACUGCCCGGCAACAAUCAGCAUUCCAAUGACGGCACAAACGUGGGCAGGAAGGGAACAAACGGCUGGAAGUCCCUGGAGGAUGACGCCCUGGGCUUGGGCGGCGGCAGCGGCGGCAGCGGCGGCGGAGGAAGCAGCGGGCCGACCUCUCAGGGCAGCACAUGGAACAAGUCCACGGGCAGCGAGGGCAGCGGCGAGAGCUCCUGCGGCCGUGGCGAGCGGAGCGGCAGCGGCAGCGGAAACCGGCGAAGGGUCAACCCGCCGGGCCCCAUCACCGCGCCGCUGCCCCGGGUGGACGUCGACCCCCGCGUCCUGUCCAACACCGGCUGGGGCCAGACGCCCGUCCGGCAGAACACGGUCUGGGACGUCUCCAGCACGGAGAAGAAGCCGGUCCCGGACAUGUCCGGCUGGGGCACCGCAGCCCCGCAGCAGACGUCCAGCUCCGGCGGAGGAUGGGGAGACGGGCCCGGCAACAACAACAACCACCACCACCACAACAACAACAACCACCACCACGGUAACAACGAUGGAUCCACCAUGUCAGGGUGGGGCGAUCCAAAGCCAUCCUCUGGAUGGGGCGACUCCAAAGGCCAGAGCGGGCAGUCCGGAGGCUGGGAGGACAGUUCAAACAAAUGGGGUGGCGGCAAGGAAAAGCCCUCCUCCUCCACCUGGAUCAACGCCCCCAAGACCAAACAGGGCUGGGGCAACAACUCCAGCGGAGACGGAGGCUGGGGCAAUGGAGGUGGUGAUGACGGCGGCUCGCGCGGAAACCACUGGGGUGAACCCCAGAAGCCCAGCACGGGAACCUGGGAACGGGACGGCGACAACGACCGUUCCGGCUCGGGCUGGAACGAUAGGGGUCGCGGCGGCGGCGGCACUAACAACAGCAGCAGCAGCAGCAGCAACAACACCUGGGGCGGCAACGGUGGCGGCAACGCCCCUGACCAGAACGGGCCGGCGAGCAGUGGCUGGGGAGAACCCCAGAAACCCAGCACUCAGAACCAGAGCUGGGGGGCCGAGCCGCCCAAACCCAGCCACGCCUGCAGCGCCCCCGAGUGGGGCAAGCCACCGCAGGAUGCCAACAGCGGAUCCUUCCGUGGAGCCCCCAAUCCCCAGACGGGCGGCCCUGGCCCCAACAAAGCCCCUGGUUGGCUGGGAGGCCCCAUCCCCACUCUCCAGAAGGACGAGCACUCCACGGGCUGGGAAGAGCCUUCCCCCGAGUCCAUCAGGCGCCGCAGGGAGAUUGACGACGGCACGACAGCGUGGGGAGACCCCCACAAAUACAACUAUGGCAGUAUGAACAUGUGGAAUAAGAACAUGGCUACAGAUCAGCCCAUGGAGGGACCCCCGCCCCCACAACAGCAGCAGCAGCAGCAGCAGCAACAACCCCCACCGCAGCCCCAGCCCCCCCAGGUCCCAACCAACAUGGCUCCCAAGGAGAAGACUUGCAGCUCAGGUUGGGGAGAGACGUACACUGCGCCACAGAAGAUGGAGUCCUCCACUUGGGGUGAGCCGCCUGGACCACCGGUCUCCGUGGACAACGGCACCUCAGCCUGGGGCAAGCCCAUGGACACGGGGUCCGGUUGGGAGGAUCCGAACAGAGAUGGUUCUGGCAACAUGGGCUGGGGCAACUCAUCCAUGGGCCAGCACCAGCAGCCUCCUCCGCACAAGCCUGUAUCCAAACCUAUGCAAGACAACUGGUGUGGAGAAGAGAUCCCCAUGCAAGGGACGGGAAUGCAUUCAAACUGGGGGGCGGAGGAAGAGGAGGAGGUGGAGAUCGGUAUGUGGAAUAACAACACCUCACAGGAGACCAACCAAUCUGGAAACUGGUCCUACAUGAAGAAGAUGCCUCCAAAGAUGCAUAAAGGUGUUGGUAAGCAAGAAGAUCCAUGGAUGACUCCGUUUGUGAAGCAGUUCAACAAUUCAAUGAAUUUCUCAAGAGAAUCUGAAGAAUCCCACAAGAGCAAUAAGAUGGACAUGUCUGGUGGAAUGAUGACUGACAAGAGAAUGGACGUUGACAAGCAUGUUAUGAACAUGGGCGACUACGGCAAGAAUGCCGCCUCUCGCCACCAGAUCCACAAAGACUCCUUGGACCGCAGUAGCUACUUUGAUAAGAAUGUAAACCCAAUGUUUGGUGGUAGCAAUGCAGCAGCACAAGGCCGGAGCUCCCAGCAGCCUUCAGCACAGCCUCUGAACUCUGCGCAGCCCAAUCUCCGUACUCAAGUGCCUCCACCUCUACUGCCCUCUCAGGUCCCUCCGUCUUUGAAGUACCCUCCCAAUAAUGGAAGUCUGAACCCCCUGUUCAACCCUCAGCAGGUUGCCAUGCUCAACCAGCUGUCCCAACUGAACCAGCUGUCUCAGCUCUCCCAGAUCGGCCAGUUGCAGCGCCUCCUUCUCCAGCAGCAGCAGCAGCAGCAGCAGCAGCAGCAGCAGCAGCAGCAGCAGCAGCAGCAGAAGAUGAAUCCCAGGGCCAUGCCCGUUGGUGGGCGUCAGCAGGAGCCACAGGGUCGCCCCCUGGGCCCCUCUCAGCAGAUGAUCCAGCCGCCGCGCCACCUCGACCCCUCCCUGCUGAAGCAGCAGACCUCUCCGCAGCCUCCCUCCCUGCACCAGCCGGGCCUCAAGUCCUACCUGGACAGCCUCAUGUCCCAGCAGAACGCGUCAGACAUGCAGAAAGAGCAGGCCAGCGCCAUGAGCUCGUUCACUAAUUUCCCUUUAGGUGGGUGUCCUCCCCAUCCCCAUUCCCGUCCCACGCUAAGCCAGGCCGAGUCUCUGUUGCACCAACACGCUGGCAAGCCCAACAUGAUGUUUGCCUCCGAGAUGGCAGGCUGUGCUCCCGCUGGCAGUAGUCAGGCCCAUAGCCUCCUUAGCCCAGCCCUGAGCAACGGUCACAUGGGGCCGGGCUCACCCCUCCCAUCCCGGUCCGGGAGGACCUUUGCCUGUCCCGAGAACAACACAAUGUCAAGAGGUUUGACCUCGAAUGUAAGCAAUCUAGACAUCGGCAGUGUUGGUUUCAAGGAGCCCCAGUCCCGUCUGAAGAAGUGGACUGCCAUGGACAUUUCCAACUCGCCACUUGAUCAAAAUCCCAGCAAACCUGGUGCUAUGUCCUCUGGUUUGAGGCUUGAGGACUCCCCCUUUGGUCCGUAUGACUUCAUGAACGCCAGCAGCUCCCCCCUCAGUCCUCCUGGGUCAGUGGGGGACGGCUGGCCCAACCGUGCCAAAUCACCUCAUGGUUCCAGCAACGUCAACUGGCCACCAGAAUUCCGACCUGGUGAGCCCUGGAAAGGAUAUCCAAACAUUGACCCUGAAACUGACCCCUUCGUCACUCCUGGCAGUGUGAUCAAUAAUCUCUCCAUUAAUACAGUGCGGGAUGUUGAUCACCUCAGGGACAGGAACAAUGGGCCAUCCUCAUCACUUAACACCACGCUGCCUUCAAAUAGUGCCUGGUCAUCCAUUCGUGCCUCCAACCACAGUGGUUCCCUCAGCAGUACAGCACAAAGCACUUCAGCCAGAAACAGUGACUCCAAAUGGUCCCCUGGUACAGUCACCAACACCUCUUUGGCUCAUGAACUGUGGAAAGUUCCUCUCCCCCCUAAAGGCCUCUCCGCUCCGUCCCGUCCCCCUCCCGGCCUCACCGGCCAGAAGCCGCCGCCCUCGUCCUGGGACAACAGCUCCCUCCGGCUGGCGGGCUGGUCUGGUGCUGAGUCCAGAUAUACUCCUGGCUCCAGCUGGGGUGAUAGCAGCUCAGGGAGAACUAAUUGGCUCGUUCUCAAAAAUCUUACACCUCAGAUCGACGGAUCCACCCUGCGCACUCUGUGCAUGCAGCACGGCCCACUGAUUACAUUCCACCUGAACCUGCCCCACGGUAACGCUGUGGUCUGUUACAGCUCCAAGGAGGAGGCAGCCAAAGCUCAAAAGUCUCUGCACAUGUGCGUUUUAGGGAACACUACUAUUCUUGCUGAGUUUGCUAGCGAAGAGGAAAUCAACCGUUUCUUUGCACAAGGUCAGUCCAUGACUGCCUCUCCUGGCUGGCAAACGACGCUGGGCUCAUCCCAGAACCGCUUGGGCCCCAGCUCCAUGGAGGGCUCGGCCCACCCCUUCCCACCCACCCGCACUGAUCCGAAUCACUGGAACGGCAGUGGCCUGGCAGGGUCCGCCGGGGGAGACCUUCACGCCUCCUCACUGUGGGGGGGGCCCAACUAUUCCACUAGCCUGUGGGGAAGCCCAAGCGGUGGCGACGGGGCGCGAAUCAGCAGCCCCUCCCCCAUCAGCUCCUUCCUACCUGUUGAUCACCUCACAGGAAGUGGGGAGGCCAUGUAGUAGUACGUUUCACCUUCUGACUUAGAAAUGAUAAAAAGAAAACAAACAAACAAAAAAAAAACUACAAAAAAAAAUAGUCAAAAAAAGCAUACAAACAACCUAAAUGAAUAAAUAACUGUGACCUCAGAGUUGGAGUAGUUUUAAAAAUAAAGAAAAAUCAUUAUCAUAUGAUCGAGACAGACGGGAAAAAAAAAGAAUAAGAGAAAAAUCAAACGGCACUAGUUGGACUCUCUUCACUUACAAAAAAAAAAUAUAUGGCGGGGUCGCCCUGUGGAAAUAAGUUACGUUUUUUUCUUCUCUGCACAUAUGUCCACUUUGUUUUAGCCCAAAACAUAUCAGUUUGAAUACUUGAAUCAUGCAGGCCAAUACUAUAAUGUGAAAUGUAUUUACACUUCCAGGUAGUGCUCUUCAUACAGAAAAAAAGCUUCAAUUGAGCUCGUGUUUUAUUCAUCAUGUUUAUUUGAAUUCCAAUUCUUUUUAUUUUUAUUUUUAUUAUUUGCAUUUGUUUGCUGACAAUGUUGGAGUAUGAGCUUUUUUUUAAACUUUGCACUGAAUGUGGUUUUUCUCCGUAUAAUCUGCAAUAUCGAGGGGGCCGGCAGUUCCAGUGUAGUUGUUUACUCAAGGAUGUUUUUAAAGUGUGCGCUCUACUAUGCCUUGAUGUACGCCUACCUUAUUGUGGUAUUGUGGAGUUCAAGAUCAAGAUAUAAAUGCUGACUUAGGAUUAUUUGAUGAUAUUACAGAAUUAAGUAUUGCACCAAUUUUGUGUUUUAAAACUAAAGAAUUUAGCUCUGCAGUGUGUAAAAACUGUAGCCACAGCUGUGACUUGCAAACCCGACCUGCAAGCCAGGGGGAACAGCACUUUCAAAUAGGCUUUCAAUUUUGUUUUGGAGGUGCCACAUCGUGCCCUCUUGUUUACAGACUUUUGAGGGGGAAAGUAUGCUCAUUCUUCCUUCAUUGUAAAAUAAUAAGAAAAAAAAAACAAAGAAAAAAAAUCAUAAAGGAGAAAAUACCAAAAAAAAAGUACAAAAAAUAUAAAAAGUGACAAAAAAAUUAACAAAAAAAAUUAUAUCGAGGAUGAAGACGAAGCUUUCUAUCUCUGGGAAUACUGAUCAGUGUUUGGCCAUGUUGUUGGUUAUUUGACCUAUUCCUCUUGUCUGCUAAAUAACCAGCAUGGUUCUCAGGAAAUAUAGCCAGUUUUCCCCUGUAGAAAAUUUGUAGGAAAAUCCAACUUCUAGCACUGAAAGUACUUAUAGCUCUGUAAGUUUUUCUCUGCCAAAUAACUGCUUUAAGCUGGAGAUGUUCUACAUACUGCUUUCAAAAAAAUAUGCUGUCUUUUUAAUAAUGGGUGGAUAUGGUUUGCUGAAUCACAAUAUUGUCCUAUUUUCUUUCCCUCUUCCUAAUGAGUGGCUCAAUGUUCUCCUGCUCUGUGACCGUCAAUGUACCUGUCAGACUUCAAAAGAAAAAGCAGAAAUCUGUAACUAUGCAUACUGUAGCCCUUGACACGGUCUACAGAAUUGCUUUUUCUUUUGUCAGAAGAAUUUUUUGUAUAUUCUCAGUAAUAGCAAUUACCUUGUUUCCAAUCUUUCUCAUUGCCAGAGAUGGUGUUCAAAACUUCUUCUUUUUGGGUGGGGUUGGGGGAGGGGGGUAUUUUUAACAGUGCAAAAGUCGUCCACAUUUCAUUGCCUUGAUUCAAAUUGUGUCCGAAGAUGCAACAAGUCAAGUGGCUUUUAACUGUUUACAAAUAGAAUAUGAUUGUAACGUGUACAGUUUGGUUGUGUUAAUCUGAAGUUCCUUACAAUAUUAAUAAAUCAAACAUUUUUGGCUGCUCAUACAAUACCUGUAUUCUUUUCCUCUCCAGAGCUGGUUUUGUCAUUGAAAAUGGCUUGCCUCUGUAACUGAAGCCAUGGAAGGCUAAAUCAGAGGUGAAUGUAAACUAUUGCUGGUAGUUGAAUACAAGAAAAGAUGUACAUAGAUUUACAGACGAUAUACAUUAUAAAUUGUUUAGUCAAAGAUGCACAAUAUAUGAAAAGCUUCAAAGAGGAGAGGAAGAGAUUUGUGAUUGAGAGAGAUGUCAGCAUUAGGCUAAGCCAUGGACCUUAAUAUUUGUUUAAGCUGUUAUGUUUUGUUUUUCUUCUCCAUUCUAGUUUUAUUUGAAUA
Messenger RNA from Sardina pilchardus (European sardine), 8466 nucleotides. RefSeq names its product trinucleotide repeat-containing gene 6A protein-like. Gene Ontology annotation, molecular function: nucleic acid binding. The record is from RefSeq and is a predicted model, not a curated record. NCBI's taxonomy places the organism in Eukaryota, Metazoa, Chordata, Actinopteri, Clupeiformes, Clupeidae. Gene Ontology annotation, biological process: miRNA-mediated post-transcriptional gene silencing; positive regulation of nuclear-transcribed mRNA poly(A) tail shortening. Gene Ontology annotation, cellular component: P-body; nucleoplasm.